Molecule: messenger RNA, 582 nt
Organism: Salvia miltiorrhiza (redroot sage)
Lineage: Eukaryota; Viridiplantae; Streptophyta; Magnoliopsida; Lamiales; Lamiaceae
Product: dirigent protein 21-like
Exons: 1
Coding region: 1-582 (193 amino acids)
Source: RefSeq, a predicted model, not a curated record
AUGAAGAACCCAACAAUUGGAAUUCUCUUAACAAUAACCUGCCUGCUCAUCGCCACCGCCACCGCCACCGCCGCCGCGGCCAACGAAACCGCAUGGCUCCAAACCUUCUGCCGAGGAAACAAAUUCACAACCAAGCUUCAUUUCUACGUUCACGACAUACGAGCCGGCCCUAACGCCACCUUGUUUACCGUCGCUAACGCCUCCAUCACCGCCGCUUCCCCCACCGGCUUCGGCCGCGUCAACGUCUUCGACGACCGCAUCACGGUGUCGCCGGACAUCGCCUCCGAGGAGGUGGGCAGAGCGCAGGGGACCACCGCUUCUGUGGACCUCGCUGUCACGGCAUUCUCCAUGAAUCUCAACUUCUUCUUGACGUCGGGAAAGUUCAACGGCAGCACCGUCACUGUUGUCGGCCGGAACCAGUUCGCCGACGCACAGCGGGAGCUGUCCGUCGCCGGCGGCGCCGGGGCUUUCCGGGAAGCUCGCGGAUAUGCGAUUACUAGCAGUUACUCUUUUGAGGCCGCCACGAAUUACAGCGUGAUCGAAUACACGGUUUAUGUGAAGACUUCUAGAAAAUGUUCUUGA